Gracilinanus agilis (Agile Gracile Mouse Opossum) is the source of this 523-nucleotide messenger RNA. RefSeq names its product translation initiation factor IF-2-like. The coding region runs from base 1 to 483 and encodes 160 amino acids. The transcript is spliced from 3 exons. Lineage: Eukaryota; Metazoa; Chordata; Mammalia; Didelphimorphia; Didelphidae. The record is from RefSeq and is a predicted model, not a curated record.
AUGGUUGGGACAGAAGAUAAUCAGGCCGAGUUUCCAAAGGACUAUUAUGAGAAGUAUAUGUCUAUACAGCAUUACUGUGAAAGCACGGCCGCCCGGGGGCGUGCGGAGCCGGGUCCCUGUGCGCUGCGUCCUCCGUGUAACCCCUGCCGGCCGCGGACCCCUGUGAGCCCGGGGCCCGCGGGCGCCCGCAGCCGGCCUCCGUGCCUCUAUCCCUCCCCUCCUUCCCCCGCCUGCCGGCCAGCCUGCCCACCAGCCUGCCCGCCUGGGGCGGCUGAGGGGCCGCGGCGGAGACGGCGGGCGCGUUCCACGGGGCAGCGGCCGGGAGUCCGCGGCUGCGGGGAGACGAGGAGCCCAAGAACAGGAAGGGGCGCCCCGGGAGACGACGCCGGCCCCGGCCCCGGCCGCCUGCACCCGCGUCCUCCCGCACCGGCCGGGGGCAGGGCCCCUGGGGACCGCGAUCACGACGACGGGGAACCAGACUAGGAGGAGAGAAUCAUCCCAUAACAAAUAUUUUUUAAAAGGA